Seriola dumerili (greater amberjack) is the source of this 2845-nucleotide messenger RNA. Its product is annotated as RNA-binding protein with serine-rich domain 1-like. Gene Ontology annotation, cellular component: cytoplasm; ASAP complex; nucleoplasm. The transcript is spliced from 7 exons. The record is from RefSeq and is a predicted model, not a curated record. Lineage: Eukaryota; Metazoa; Chordata; Actinopteri; Carangiformes; Carangidae. Gene Ontology annotation, biological process: mRNA splicing, via spliceosome. Bases 38 to 865 code for a protein of 275 amino acids. Gene Ontology annotation, molecular function: RNA binding.
CUUUCUGCGACUAUAGCUGUCGCGAGUAGGCGAAAAGAUGGCGCCUUCCCCAACGAAGAGGAAGGAGGAUGACAAGAGCAAACAGCGAGUGAAGGAGAAGUCAGGAGCCACAAAAGACGGGGCCGACAAAGACCGGGGCCGAGAGAAGAACCGUACACGGCGCAGUGCUUCCAGUGGGAGCAGUAGGUCCAGCUCCAGCUCCAGCAGCAGCUCAGGCUCCAGCUCUGGCUCCUCCAGCGGCUCCAGCUCCUCUGCCUCCAGCCACUCAGGCUCGUCCAGCUCCCGCUCCUCUUCUUCUUCCUCCUCAUCCUCCUCGCCGAGCCCCAGCCGCCAGCGCCACAACAACAGACGACGCUCACGCUCAAAGUCAAAAUCAGCAAAGAAGGAUGACAGAGACCGACGACGUAGGAGCCCCACACCCAAACCCACCAAGGUGUACCUGGGCCGGCUGACGAGAAACGUCAUCAAGGAACACAUCCAGGAGAUUUUCUCCACCUAUGGCAAGAUCAAGAUGAUUGACAUGCCAAUGAACCGCAUCCACCCUCACCUGUCCAAAGGUUACGCCUACGUGGAGUUUGAGACACCCGAGGAGGCGGAGAAGGCCCUGAAACACAUGGACGGAGGUCAGAUUGACGGUCAGGAAAUCACAGUCACGGCCGUGCUGACUCCGACAGUGCGCCCUCCUCCUCGCAGGCUGUCCCCUCCCCGCAGGAUGCCUCCUCCACCCCCGAUGUGGCGACGCACGCCGCCUCGAAUGAGGAGAAGGUCUCGGUCUCCACGGCGACGCUCUCCAGUACGACGCAGGUCUCGAUCCCCUGGCCGCCGCCGUCACCGGUCACGUUCCAGCUCCAACUCUUCCCGCUAAUGAUUAUUGAACCCCCCCACCCCCACCCUCACCCCACCCCACCGUCUUGAUCUGCUCCUCUACUGUGUCCUGUUGAUCAGUGUCGGUGUGACCAUGCGAACAUGCAGGAAAUACAGGUUUUUGUAGUUAACCGUCCGUCUCCCAUUGAGUGAUGAGAGCAUGGACAUCAAAAUCAUUACUGUGUCACUCAGUAGAUUGUUUGAACCAGUGUUUCGUGCUGACAUCAGAGUAUGCACUGUAUAAUGUGAGAAGCAGCAGCUCUAUCUGAUGGAGCUAAAUGGUGAUAGUAAUCUUACAGUAAAUAAUACGUUAUUGGUGGAGAGUGGAGAAACUGAAUUAUAGUUAUGUAAAUAACUUCCUGUAUGUAAAUGCCAGAUCUGCUUUACAUGUUCCAGCUAGAACUGAUGAACAUGAGGUGCUGAUAAUAAUUUUUAGGAGUUUAAAAUAUUUGAUAAAGACGUAUGUGCAGAUAAUAUUUUUUAAACAUUAAGACAUAAUAAAACAGUGUGACCAAAACACACACUAAGUGGGACGAAUUACAGUGUAAAAAUAAACUUGUCAGCGCUCUCUGGUGGAUAAACUACGACAGACUGUCUGUAAAUGACCUAAAAUCUACUUUGGCCAUUCUGUACUGCAAUUUCUUGUUAUUUAUGGGCUGACAUAUACACUGUUACCAGUUCACCUGCAAUGAGCUAAUAUUGCUCAGGUAUAUGACAAAUAUGCACAGGUGAAGGCUAAAAAUACAUUUUCAUUAGAAGUGCUAAAAUGUUGUGCUUUAGUGUCAUUGCUUUACUGAGUCAGACCUAAAACUAUAUCUUGUGCUGUAAACACACCAGUAUGUAGUUGAUAUGUCAUUUAAAAAAAUGUGAAAGCCAUGUAUCAAACCCUGAAGACAAUAGUCAAGUUUCCACGAAAAUUUUAAAUACAUUUCCUGAAAAUCUGCAAAAAAAAAACCAAAACAAAUCAAUGCACAUUUCCAUCCAAUUCAGCCGAGUCCAAAAACGUACUAAAUGUUUUAUCACCCACCAUCACAUGCACAGAGCAAAUUAUCUGCUGGGUAAACAUGAUUGAAUCUCAUGUCACUGCUGUCAUCACUGAAACAGUAAACCCACCAAUGACUUUAAAACAUUCUUAAAGUAAAUCUACAGUUUAAUACGUCAAACAGUGUUCUCUGAAAUCCAUCUGGCAGGACCAAGAUGUUCACUUUUAUUUCUGUCCAGUGGCAUUUUAAUAUAAUAAUAAUAAUAAUAAUAAUAUAAUAUAAUCUUAUAAGAUGUUAAGUUGUGCUACUGGUCAUAUUUUAACUAUACAUCAAUACUGAGUUUUGAAACAAGCCGUACUGUAACCCUCCUCCUCAGUUAAUUUGCCUAUAUGGAAAUAAGAGAUCUAGAGGGGGUGGGACAAAAUAACAUCUGUACCAUAUAGUUCACUGUGGUGAAUGAGAGUCUGGUGGCUCCCACACUCUUAAUUCUUGGGUGGGGAUUGUAUUAAAACACCUAUGUUUAACAUACUGUAUGAUGUCAUAGCAGAGUUUGUAACUGCAUCACCGUUUACAGUAAAUCAUUAAAAAGGCAGCUAUACAUGCGAGUUAUAUUCAGUAGAGUACCAGUUAGCAAUAUAUGUCUGUUCUAAUAUACAGUAAGUUCAAAAAUUACAUAGUCAUCAUUAGAUUGUCAAUACAAAGAGGUAAGAGUGUCACUCGCUAAAUUACUGAUGCAUCAGGAAUUUUUGUUCCUUUUCCCACUUGUUUUUUUUUUUUUUAAUAUAUAUAUAUAUAUGUCACACUGUGAACUUCUGAUCCAGAUGUUUGUGGUUUUAGUUUAGGGAGCAACAGUUGUGUUUAAUCGUUGCCUCUGUGGUGGACUGAUGCAAUCUGCAUGACGUGGUGUGUGUACAUGUGCCUCAUUUUGUAUUGCUGGCUUAAUGUGCCGUUCAACUUGCGACUUGACAAUAAAUGUCAUUGUUUUAACUUAACUUUAA